GUUGCGAGUUGCAACUAUUCAUCCUUCGUGGCUGCCAUUGGAUAUUGUUCUCAUCAAGUACACCGAGAUUGUGUAAACUGUCUACUCCUCCUUCCGACUUUGAACGUCAAUGCGCUUGCGCUGCCGUGCUCGAGGCCAAGCAGUGUGGUUCAUAUUCUGAAGCAUCCGUCAUAGGCUCGAGCAAGAGCCCCGUGCCACAAUGACUUCCGCCAUCUCUCCCUCGUCCUCGUCUUUGUCAAGGCCAUCAGUCCGAGUCGGUACCAUCAAGUCGCUCAGCUCGUCGGCGAGGCAUCAUAUCACACUGAGGGAGCAGAAGAGUGGAGAUUAUCAUUCUUUGUUGCUAUUCAGUUUUCCUGUACGUGCACAAGACGUUACCGAGGAUGAAGACGGUAGCUCUACGAGAGCUUCCAUGGAUCAACGAAAGUUCUACUGCAUGGAGGCGACGUGCCCCCAUCUCGGUGCGCCACUCGAGAAUGCAACGAUAGAGGAGCAGGAUGAUGAAGACGAUAUCGAAGACAUGGUGGUAGUGUGCCCCUGGCAUGAGUACGACUUCAACCUGCGAACGGGCGAGUCCUCACAUGGAGUGCAAGCCUGUGUGUAUGUCGUGGAGCAAAAGUUGGGCGACGGAUCGAUAUGGAUUGAGACACCUACGGCUGGCUCUUCCGCGUCCCACUGGGAGCUUGUAGAGGUGCGGCCCGUCAGCGAAGCAUUUUCAGCGCGGGAUCGGCGACGUCAGCAUUUCGUGGCAGCCGCAGGAGUUGCCAAUCAUGCUGCUACCUCAGAAGAGCUCACAAAGCCACUCACACACUUGUCUCUGUUUUCAGACAAGCAGGCGUUCGCGGGUCAAAGACCAUAUCGUUCAGAGGCAGACGAAGCACCUGCUUCUUCGAUCUCACCACCAGAACCGCAACCCAAAACACUUGUCGAAUGGGCAUGUCUGAUUCUGAACACUGCCGAGCCGCGGCGUAAAGUCGCUUACACCAGAAUGGCAGCGGCUGCAUUCCGCAGUGGCCGCGUUAAACUCAUUGGCGGGGGCUACGCACGCAGCUGCUCCCAAGCUGAGGAAGAAGUUGCACAUCAGAAAUCAGAUGCGGAAACUGAGUUGGAGCCAAGUGCAAGCAUCCCUCAGCGCAGAUGGACAUGGACACGGUCGACCCAAGAGACGCCACCACGAGUGCCGCCACGAUUGGAGAGCGCUAUCAUCGUUGAACCAGGGCAGCUAGGAAAACGUGGUAAAGGGGGGACUGUCAGAAGCCGAAUUGCGCUUCUGCACAGUCUGGCAAACAUCGAGCAGUGGGCAAUCGAUCUGGCUUGGGACAUCAUUGCACGAGCACCAGAGCUGGCGCAUGGUGAGCUGGUAGGGACGUCGGGCUCGAAGAAACUUCCCGUUCAGUUCUUCACAGACUUCUUGAAAGUCGCAGAGGAUGAAGCAAAGCAUUUUUCACUGCUCACAGAACGUAUAGAGGCGCUGGGCUCACACUUCGGCGCAUUGCCGGUACAUCACGGGCUGUGGCAGUCAGCAAGCGAGACCAUGCAUUCCUUGCCGGCGCGAUUGGCGAUCAUUCACCUGGUCCAUGAAGCCAGGGGAUUGGACGUCAAUCCGACUACGAUCCAGAAGUUCCGCAACGCUCAGGAUGCAGAGUCGGUCGACAUCCUGACUAUCAUCCACCUCGACGAGAUCACCCAUGUGUCCGCUGGUCACCGCUGGCUUUCGUAUCUAUGCGCACACGCCGAGCCGCCCAAAGAUCCUGUUGCUGUCUUCCGUGAAGAGGUGCGGCUCAACUUCGUAGGCAAGGUCAAGGGCCCAUUUAAUUCUGCAGAUCGUGCAAAGGCCGGUCUUAGUAAGGAGUGGUACGAUGGACUGCAGGGAGAGAAGUCAGGGAUCAAGCCGAUCGGCGCACAGCGGGCUGAAGUUGCCGGCGGUUGAUCGACAGGCAUUAAAGACCAUUUGUAGCGGACUUAAGUUCCUAUAGAUACACUAAGAUACAU
This is a messenger RNA of Tilletiaria anomala UBC 951, 1989 nucleotides long. Its product is annotated as DUF455-domain-containing protein. The transcript has 8 exons. Gene Ontology annotation, molecular function: 2 iron, 2 sulfur cluster binding. The record is from RefSeq and is a predicted model, not a curated record. Lineage: Eukaryota; Fungi; Basidiomycota; Exobasidiomycetes; Georgefischeriales; Tilletiariaceae. Bases 200 to 1927 code for a protein of 575 amino acids.